Molecule: messenger RNA, 721 nt
Organism: Drosophila innubila
Lineage: Eukaryota; Metazoa; Arthropoda; Insecta; Diptera; Drosophilidae
Exons: 4
Coding region: 80-721 (213 amino acids)
Source: RefSeq, a predicted model, not a curated record
AGUGUGUGUGGAGGGAAUAUGUCGGAUUUUUAAUUAAGUAUACACAUAUGUAGUCCGGGAGUUCAUUAAGAGCAAUACAAUGGCAAAUUUUAUUUAUAAAUUCACGAUUUGCCUGGUUGUUGCAGCCUUAGCACAAUUGAUCGUGGCGGAUACAUCAACUAUAGAACGUAUAAAGAAACAUAAAGAGUGGCUAAAUACACACAAUAAACUUAAAUCGGAUAGAGCAAAGUUUACGAAGGGGAAAUCAUCUAUUGAACUGGCAAAUUUAUGGCGCAUAAAUAAGCAACCGAUAGAAAAACAAAAUUCCAGUAUCAAUGAGGUGUACGCAGAGAACGAAACCACAUCUAUGAAGGCCAAUAUAAUUGGGGGUAGUAAUGAUGGAUUGGAACCAACGAAAUCAUCGCAAACGCAUCUUUUGCGAAGUCUCGGCAAUGCACAACAACAGUUUAAUAAUAUCACGUCAUUAAAACUACCAGAAACUUCGACAACGACGACGAUGACCACAACGACUUCUAUACCAACUUCGGCUAUAUCACUGACAACUGAGCCGAUCUUGCUUAAAGCUGAAGAUACUUCUACAACGACGAGUACGACAACCAGGAAACCGAAACUUAAAGUUCGACCUUAUCCCAGAUGGGCAAGUUGGAGUUCGUGGAGUGAAUGCUCCCGGAGUUGUGGAGGCGGUGUAAUGCAUCAGAUACGCAAAUGCAUUGAUCGGUAG